CGCCCAACACGAGAUACCGCCGAGUGGCUGGGAUGGAACUCAGCUCUGCCUGCAGGCAGCUGGCUGGCGUGAUCAUGUCGUCGCUCUCCUUCCCUCCUCUUCCUCCGCCGUGCAGACCAUUCAUAUUCGUAUCCUUAGCAUCAUCUUACCCCAUCUUGGACGCAAGGCUGGCCGAGCAUGCACGAAUUGCCCAAGACGCUGACCGAGAGCCUUCGUUCCUUUCGAGGGAGCGUGUAUGGCUCCCGACGGCGUUCCGGAGAUGCAGAUGCUGACCUGGAGAAGAGAGGGGUAGAGGAAGAGAACUAUGGCGACAGGCAGUUCGAGCGGGCCUUGAACGAAACCGACGCCUCGUCCGCUCAUCAUUCUCCCCCGAUCAGCAGCUACCAUCUACCUGCCCAAUACCAAGAUCAUGAUCUUGAGAAACAACACCCUGCACUUCCCGCGCAACAUGCGGCGCACCAGAACCCCCCAAGUGGACUUCCCAAGCACGCACCGUCCACUCACUCCACGCCCUCCUCGCCCAGAGAAGGCGUGAGAGAGACCGCAGGCCACGGUACAACCACCUACCACCACGGCCUCACGAUCCAAGACCUCGAUCCCGCCGGCGAGCGCCUCGCGCAGAACCUCACCCCGCUCAGCGUGGAAGACUUCUGCAGUCUCAUGGGCCUCGGCAUCCCCGCCAACCCCUUCCAAGCCCUCAACAGCGUCCUCCUCCCCGACGGCCUGUACGCCCAAAUCCAAGACGACGAGCGCAAGAAGAGCCGCCAGUUCCGCGCGUUCGACUACGCAACGUACGCCCUGCUCAUCGUGCAGCUCAUGAUCUCCGCCGUCUUCAUCAUCCUCGGCGCCUUGCCGCACGUUGACACUCACAUCACUAUCGCCAUUCUCGGAGCAGUGGCGACGGUCAUUGCCGGAAGUUUGGCGUUGAUGAAGGGCCAAGGGUUGCCGAAUCGCCUUCGGCAGACGCGAGAUGGGCUGAAGAAUGUAUUGUUCGCCGCCGAAGAGCUGUAUUGGGAUGUGCGUGCGGGAAAGCCGGUGUUGUACAAGGACAUCAAGAAGAUUCGAGAGGAUUAUAUCAAGGUGUUGAAGGAGGAGCGCGCUAAUCAUCCCGAUGCUUGGACUACCGGGGGCGAAGCGACGACUCUUGAGCAUUUUGGCGCCAUGAAGGGUACAAAGGGGUGAUGCUCGGCUCAAUCUGGUGCGUGUGUUGAUCUAUGUGGUGAUUUAAUGU
Neohortaea acidophila is the source of this 1231-nucleotide messenger RNA. RefSeq lists its product as uncharacterized. The transcript has a single exon. Bases 178 to 1182 code for a protein of 334 amino acids. The record is from RefSeq and is a predicted model, not a curated record. Lineage: Eukaryota; Fungi; Ascomycota; Dothideomycetes; Mycosphaerellales; Teratosphaeriaceae.